Molecule: messenger RNA, 15383 nt
Organism: Homo sapiens (human)
Lineage: Eukaryota; Metazoa; Chordata; Mammalia; Primates; Hominidae
Gene: ZNF697
Product: zinc finger protein 697
Exons: 4
Coding region: 10418-12055 (545 amino acids)
Cellular component (GO): nucleus
Molecular function (GO): nucleic acid binding
Source: RefSeq, a predicted model, not a curated record
AGUGAGGAGUCAGCCGGGCAGCCAGCCAGCGAGCCAGCCAGCCAGCCAGCCAGCCAGCCAGCCAACCAGCCAGCCAGCGGGCCACCCAGCGGCCGCUGCAGCCGCCGCCGCCGCACAAGGGCAGACGCGCUGCGGUGCGGGGCUCGGGCCGGGGCGCUCGGUGCCCUAGCUCCUCGCCGCGCCAGCCGCCUCGCAGCCAACAAGAUGUUCUGUUUUUCUCUAGUAAAAACAGCAGAGAAUCCAAAACCUGUUAAGUCAGCCAUCACUUCUGAGGAUCACAUGAAGUUAAGUUUGAAGAACAUUUUCUAUGUUUUUUUCUAGAGGAAAAAUAACUGAAACUACAAUAGGAAAAAAAUUAUCAGGAGUCAGGAAGAAAACAAGAAAAAUGCAGUUCAGUGAAAUGUUGUCACUAAAGCCAGAGCACUAAACUCAUGAAUAUGACAGAGCGGGUUGGGAGAAUGUGGUGCAAGGGAGAUUGUACCUAAAAGGAAUCCAGUAAUCUGAAGGGUGGCCCCAUCCUCUACCAACUUGACACCUUUGUGAAUUCAAGUUAUGAGAUUUGCUCAUUAUCUGUGGAUACAUUCUCUACAGCAAAAUGUACUUGGAGUGGUGCUGUCCCUGCCACCGGGCCCACAUCUAUACAACUUCCCAUAUGGGGACUGCAAAGCUGUUAAAGCUCAGGUUGGAGCUAAGAAACUGUAUUUGUAGUAAUGGGUCACAUUGGAUGAACUGAGUCCUUGAUCCCAUGGUGCAGUUAAUAUGAACUAGGCCUCCCUAUGUUGCAGUUUUGUGUAACUCUCAGAAUGCCCUUCUUUAUCUGGGUAUUUGCAUGUUAUUCUUUGCAGGCAAGAUAACUUUGCUAACACUUUGAAGAUUUGUUAGGAAAGAGUUGAUGACUUUGUCCAGAUUGUAAUUCUUUUUCCUUUGAGAGGAGAAGGAUUAAAUAACAAAGCAUUUUGUGUACUGGGUAGGUUAUGGUUUGAUUAAUGUGAUUUUACUCACUGCCCAAGUAAGCAGCUGAUAGGAGCCAUAAACCUGGGGUCAAGCUUAUAAAUUAGAUACGUCCAAGAGAGGCAGGGUGUUACAGUCUUGAGGAACAACUUCCCUCCCUCUUAGUGCACCUGUCACAUAAUGUGAGUGGCUAGGAAGUGAAGAGCAGGUGAACUAAUGAUGCUGGGAGACCCAAAUCACAAGUGUGAAUUAGCCAAGCACCAAAGGUUAUGUUGGAUUGAGUAGCAAGGGGAGAUUGAAACCAAGGUUAAUAUGCCAGUGAUUUAGGCUCGUGUCUGCCCUUAACUGGUGUGUUCAUGGGCAAUUUACUUAACCUUUCUUGGUCUCCAUUGCCUGACUCAUCUGUAAAAUAGGGUGUUAGGUGAGAUCACCAAAGUGGUGAUCUCAGGCAGGUUCCAUUUGCUAGGUCCCUCGCUCUCCAUAUGUGUUUGAAAUUUACUGAUAUUUUUGUCUGUGCUACUCCCUGCUUUUGGACUUACUGCCAUUAUCUUCUCUUUUCCACCAGCACGCCAAAAGAUCUUGUGGCAUAUAGUGGUGAAACUGCUCUUAUCCCCCUUACCCAAAACCACUCUGUAUCAUUUUUGAAUUGUUAUGAUAAGGAAAUGUAUCAUGAGUCCUUUGUAAUAGUGGUUUAUAACAGGGUUUUUGUUUUCGUUCCACGGAUCCUUUCAGAGUCCAAGAAAAAGCUAUGGGCCUUCUCAUCAGGAGAAAGUGUCUACAGACACAUUUCCGUAUGGUUGCAGGGAGUUCACGGAUUCUGAAGGCCCUCAGGCUAAGAACUCAUGCUCAAGAAAAAUACCAUUACUCUAUUUGCAAGUUUGUGUAGUACUGUUGCUCUCUUUGGGAAAUGCUAGGAACUAAAGGUAAGGAACCCAGACUGAACCUGAUGAAUGACUUAGUAACGUGAUGUUCAAGUUAUGAAUGAGUCCCAGACACGCAAGCCUCCUUCUUGAGAUAGAUGCAUCACUUCCUGGAGGAAAGCUGUGUCCUGUGACUGGGUGUGUGCAUCCUAGAUUUACUGUGCACCAUUGGCUGAAACAGAAAAUAUCUGUGAGCUUUCAGUUCUCAUGUAAAGUAGGAGCAUAAUAUCUUCUAGUUGCUCUCUUCGUAGUGUGAUAUGAAGCAAUUUGACUGGCAUCCUCAGAGUUUCUCUGAGCACUGUCUGACAACACUAUCUAAAUUUAAAAGUUCUCAGUUUGGGCUAGUAAAGUACUGUUCCUGUCAGAGUUCAUCUCAUGGAGAUCACAUUUUCAUAAAUCACUACUGUGUUAUCUUCCUUUUCAUCUGUACAUGAUCUUCCAUUUUUCAUCCCCUUAGAAGGUGAUUCUAGGGAGGACCAAUAAUUGAUGUACUUAAUCUACUGGACACUCACAUCCUUUCAUUAGUUUGUCUGUCCUGGGGAUAAAGCAUUCCCCUAAUAGAAUUGUCACAACUAGGACCCCUAAUCCAGUUUAUUCCUUCUUGGUUUGGAGUGUAGAGUUGCUGCAUUAAUGGUGGAAAUAAACAAGUUCUGGUGGGCAGGAUCAUUUUUUAGUUGUUUGGAAAUAUAAAAGUAGAUGAAAAUGGAAACAGAAUCUGAUUCUAUUUUGAACAUAACAGCUAUUCCUUUAUCUCAUUUUUAAAAAGAGCAAAAAGCAUCAAACUUAAGUUUCUAUUAGUAUCUUUGCUCCACUGCCCCUUCUCCCACUUCCCAUGAGCUCUGUUCAGUAUUAAGCCUUGUAACCACUCUUGUUCUGGCAUGAUUUAUAAAAGCAGGCUAUUCCUUUUAUGGAAAUCACUGAUAUUUUAUUAUGUUCUGGCCAAAACUUAAAUGAACAUAAAUAACCCAAAAUUUCAGAAAAAAAUAUAAUUAUCCAUUUCAAAACUUUUUAUAAGCUUUCUAGUAAAUAUAUAAAAGUAGAUAAAGUAGUGUAAUAAGCCUAUAUAUACCACCAUCCAGCUUCAACAGUGGUCAAUAUAUGACCAAUAUUGUUUCAUCUGUACCCCAGCCCCUUCCCCUUUGUCCGGGAGUUAUGUUGAAGCAAAUUCUAGACAUAUCAUUUCACUUGUAAAUAUUUCAUUAUAUAUCUCUUAAAGAUAUAAGAACUCUUUGUACACUUAAUCUCAGUACCAACACCUGACAAAAUGAAGUUCCUUGAUAUCAAAUAUCUAAUUAGUAUUCACAGUUCCUCCGUUGUCUUAUAAUUUGUUUCUGUAAUUUGUAAGUUUGAGUUGGCAUUCAAAUAAGGUCAGUAUAUUGGGGUUGGUUGAUAUUGUUUAUGUUUUUUGACCUACAGGUCUCUCUACUUUCCCCUUUCUUUGCCAUUUUUGUCACUGUUGCAUUGUUAUUGAAGAAAGUGGAUCAUGUGUGUUACAUUCUUUCCUAUGAUCUGGUUUUUGCUGAUAAUCUGUUAUUUUUAAGGAAAUAAGAGUAACAGGUAUGUAAUUAUUUCAAACCUGUUUUUAAGUGUAUGCAAAUGUUUUACUUCAUGCUGAAAACUAGCUGUGGAAGUUAACACUUAAUUAGGCAGGAAAAUUCAGGCAUCAGGUGACUUCUUUACAUUUUUAUUCCUGUUUUUUCUUUUUGGAAGAUAUCUUGGCAGAUUAUAGGGAGAGGUGUCACUUACCCACUGCUGAAAUGCACUGGGCUGGAACACGCCAGCCAUUCUUCAUCAACAACACCAAACAGUUAUUUUGGGCAAAGAAUUAGAAGAGCGGUUGUUUUGUUGUUGUUGAAUAUACAGUGGGAAGCUGGGGUGAUUGAAUGUGUGCCUCAAGUCCUUUGGCCCCAACACCCCUCUCUCCUUAUUUGCUAUGAUAAGCAUUCUCUUGAGGGCUAUUCAUUACAGUGGAAAUAUGAUCACAGAAUCAUCUGGGUUGGAAAAGACUUCCUGAGGUCACCUGGCCCCAUCUGGCAACGUUAAUAUGGGAUUCCAGCAUCAACUUUCCCAGAACAAGGCUGUCUGUUAACAACUCACAUAGCUCACAUAAACCCCUGGUGCAGUCUUAACCUGUUUUCUCUUUUGUCCUUCAGUGAAAUAGAUGAUUAAAUUGCAUGUCUUUCUGCUGUAGGAGUGUUACACAACUAGGACCCCAAUCCAGAUAACACACACAUGUGGCUGUGUAGAUCUUUAAGAUUAAUCUUGAUUUUUCCCUGCCAUCCUCUAUAGCACAUAUACCCUGAGACUCUAUUCAACUAUCUGUAUGUAGUAAUGAUUUUCAUGAAAAAUGUUUAAAUGCGUAAAUAUGAUGCAAUUACUGCAGACUACACCUUUAAGCUACAGUAUGUAUGAUGGUUAAUUUUAUGUGUCAAUUUGGCUGGGCCACAGAAUGCCAAGAUUUGUGGUCAAACAUUAUUCUGGGUGUUUUGUGAGUAUGUUUUUUAGAUGAGGAUAACAUAUAAAUCAGUGGACUUCGAGUACAUUGCCCACCAUAAUGUGGGUGGGCCUCAUCCAAUCAGCUGAAACCUGAAUAGAACAAACAGACUGAUCUUCAGAGGAAUCUUCUGCAUCUGCUCUCUUGGGUCUCCAGCCUGUCAGCUGACCCUACAGAUUUUGGACUUGCCAGACCCCAUAAUGGCAUGAGCCAGUUCUUUAUGAUAAAUCAAUCUCUCUCUCUCUCUCUCUCUAUACACACACACACACACACACACACACACACACACACAUCCUAUUGGUUCUCUUAGGAGGACCCUGAUUAAUCAGUGUGCAAAAACAAAAAGAAAAGACAAGUAUAUGUCCUCAAUUUAUCUGGCUAUUUUUUGAAGAUGUGUUUUAUAUUAAAGAGAUGCAAAGAUCACUGGAGACACCAUCCGCAAAAUUGAGAGUCUGGCCACAACUCUUCUAGUAAAACCUGACUUUCAGUCACUUUCCCUUUCUAGCCUUAGUUUCAUCUCUGUAAAAGAAGGUUAAACGAAGGGAUUUCCAAGGUCUGUGAUUUCCUGAAAUGCAAACAUGGAACAUUUGAGCCAGCUGCUGAGAAAGUGUCUAGAGAUAAUAAUUCUGAGGGCUGCCCAAAGUUUCUCUUACUAAACAAAACAACUGAGGGUGUAAAACAGUAGUGGUGGUGGAGCACAGGGAAUAAAAAACCAUCAACAGAAGGAUUUCCUGUAUAUAAGGAAAAUAUACAGGAAAAUGGAUCACCCUGAUUUAUGUCGCGGAAGAUUCUAAUCAGUUAAAUGUAAAAUAUGGAUAGUAAAUGCCAACGGGAAAACCUGUAGCUUUUGUGACUUCUCAGCUGAGGGCAGAUAGUCUAACUUUGAGGGCACUUAGGAUCUGUGUCUGCGUUGCACUAAUUCUUAUUUCGUGCAGGAGGAAUAGGGUGGUGGUGGAGGAUUGGCAUUUGUGAUAAGCUGAGGCUGUCAAGCCAAACUGAGGGGCCCUAGCCCAACCGAUGGACAGGAAAUGUCUGACCCCAAGGGCAUUUGUGCUAUUCCUGAUCACAGAGAUUGGAAGGAGCCUCAAACUGGUGCUGACCCAUGGGGAUGUAGGUUGGUUUCUCUGUUGCCUUGGUUUUGAGCCUUUUUGUUUUUCCACCUUGGGCUUCCCUCUCCAGGUAAAAAAAGCAGUAACCACAAGGCAGAAACCAUAUUAUUUUAGCUCCUCUUGUCUGGAGAGCGGGCAACACUUAGGUGCAGUAAUCUUUUGGCUGUCCCUGUCUGGAAUUAAUGUUCACCCUCACGCAGCAGUCUGCCACUUGGGUGGCUGGCAUUUUGGGUUGGGCAGUCUGGGUUUGUGCCUGGCCAAGCCAGCUGAGGGGAAGUUCGCCUGCCACGUUUGGUUGUGGACACAUUCUGUGUAAGGUGCUUACCCCUUGCUCAGUAGAGGCAUCCCCUGCAAAUAUGGCGAGGUGGCUUUCUUUGCCCUUUGGGUUCCUUUUGACCAUAAACUUAGCAGUGAGGAGGCAGGACCUUGAUGGUCAUAUCCCCCGAGAGGCUAGCUGACUUUUUACCCAGUUGGUGCUGAAGAUGGACAAAUGAUUAACCCCCUGGAAUCUCUGGUUAGACCCCAGUUGUGGUCAUGAGUUCAGCCUUUUGAACCGCAGGCUGAAAUUGUUUUUCCAGCGCUCUACCCAAUCGGGUGUCCCCGCCUGGACUCUGCUAUGGAAGCGCUCCCUUGGGAAAUAGUGGUGGGCAGGGGGGCGUGGGAAGAGGAGGGAGGAAGCCUCCAGCUGCUGCUGGCCGGCCCUGCGUUCCUCUGAGGAGGUAGGGAAGGGACCCUCGAGAUGAGUGGGAGACAGGAAAGGAGCUGCAGUCUGGAGGCCCGAGUGGGAGCCGCUCCUGGCCCGCCGCCCGCCGGGCCGCUUCCUUCCCCUGACAUGACAGCCCUGCCGGCCUGGCUCCCCGCCACCUGGCAGCGGCCGCCGCGGCACAUGACUCCUCCGCCCUCUGCCCUGGGGGCUGGCGGGGCCCAGGCGGGGCCCAAGCGGGGCCCAAGCGGGGGCUGGGAGUGAUCUGCUCUGGAACUGGCCGUCCCUGCUGGUCGGGGCUGCCAGGUGCGGCCCGCGCUGCUUCGCUGGGAACUGGCCUUCCUCUUCCAGUCCUAACGCGCUUGGCCAUUUGUCCCUUCUAGGAGCCAGCGGAGGGGAACACCUGCUGUCUCUACCUGAGAGAGACGCCGCCUGGGGUUCACCUUCCCUGGCCUCAGUGUUCUUUACACGUCAAACGGGUCACCCUGAUUUACCUCUCAGUUACUGGAGUCAAAGGAGAUGGACCCGCUGCAGUGCAUAGGAAGGUGCUUAGGUCCGCUCCAAGGAGACACCGCCUCCGCGGUGCCAUCCACGCCAGGGGCCGCGUGACAGCUUGGGGUCCGCGCAGAAGGCUGCCUCAGCGAGGCGGCAGCUGCGCCCCUGCUUUAUCUUUUAGAGGCUGGGAGACUUGGUGCUAUUUCUGGCCUUGGUUUCUAUGUAAAAUCCAGGUUGGUGGGGGAGUUGUGUACACUCCUCUGCCCUAACCUCUUCAUAGGAAGUUAGGUUAAAUCCACAAAGUGGUGGGGACCUUGUUCAAUAGGGAUAGAUUUCACAGGUAGCCCCAAAGUGGGGGAUUUGGCGAAUGUGCCAAUAAACUUGGUUUAAAUUCUAAUUCUGGCUCUGCUACUGGCUUCAGUUACCCUCCCCGAUCUUCCCACCUCAUUCCCUCCCUUCCUCUUUUUUUUUUGAGAUGGGGUCUUGCCCUGUUUCUCAGGCUGGAGUGCGGGGGAAGGUGGGGUCAGUCUUGGCUCACUGCAGCCUGGAACUCCUGGGCUCCAGUGAUCCUCCUGCCUCAGCCUCCCAAGUAGCUGGGACUAAAGACAUGUGCCACCACACCCAGCUAUUUUGUAAAAAGUUUUUGUAGAGAAGGGAUCUUGCUCUGUUGCCCAGGCUGGAGUCUUUUUCUCUUUUUAGAGACACUUUAUCACAUUCACCUCUGCUCUGUAGCAGUGUCUUCAAAGUGAUCUUUCUUUCAAGUGGGGUUGAGUUUGUCUAGAAGGCUCUUGAGCAUUUUCCCAGUGAUAGGGUGAUAGGCCUUACUUUUUUGAAAUUGGGGUAGGGGAAAGAGACAUGAAAAUAUCACAAGUUCUAGAAACCAGGAUUUGAGCAGUCUUGUUGAAGUUGCCCAAUCCCACCUUGAAGUGAUCUGCAUCCAAGAAAAAGGUUUUGUGAUGGUGGUGGUGGAAUGUUUGGGGAUUAAGAGUUUGCUGUGUGGAUUAACAAGCUGGAGCUGGAAAUGUCUAAUGAAACUGACAAUGAUGCCUUCCUGGAUCAACUCACCUGUGUGUCACAUGACAAGCUUGAAGAGGACUCAGGAACAUUCAAACCCAACCUUCUCAUGGAACGGAAGCCCGAAGGGGGCAAAUGCUUAAAGUCACACAGCACAAUGGUUGUGUUGGCCAAAAACCAGAGUUGUCUCCCUCAGUGAUUACAACCAGAUGUAGAAUUAGUUUUGUAUGCCCACCACUCUAUUGCUUUUCCCCCUUAAACUUCUAUUCCUUCUUAUUGGGGGAAGGAGAGCUCCCUUACAGAUGGUGUACGUUAGGGUUUACUGAACCAGGCACCCACACCCUAUUUAGCUUUAGACCUAUACUCUGUUUACAGGAUGGGCAAUCAGCAGCUGAAAACUAAUUGAAUUUGGAAUUAAACCUUUCUCCCUCUACCUAGCUCCCUUCAGCAACUAGUCACUCCCUGGUUCUUGUAUCCACAUGGUGAGUUGUUCAUUAAUAGAACCUUUAGCAGCAAGGCUAGGGGAAGCUGUUUGUACUUGCCAAAGGCCAUUCUCCAUGAACGUAGCUGGGAAUAGGUGACCCCCAAUUUAGAAUGGGGGUGUGUAUAAUUUUCUUAAGAAGUUGGCUGAAGUUUCAUCAUAGUAAUAACUACCAUUUAUUGUGUCUCUAACAUGCCAGCAGCUUUUACAAACAUUAAUUUUUGUGGCUCGAGAAACAACCCUGCAAGGUAGGAGGCAGCAUCCUUGUUCUUAUGGAUGCAGAAUCUGAGAUUCAGCAAGGCUAAGAAACUUGUACAAGGUAAAGUGGCUGGCAAAGAGCAGAGGAUUCAAACCCAGGUCAGUCUGGCCACAAAGUGAUCACACUGCCCUGCUGCCCACUGGAUAUCCAGCUCCAGCCUUGCCUAAGAAAACAUGUUGCUAGUUUUUGAGAAUGAAUGGGAAAGGAGCUGGAACAAAAUAUGCCUGAAUAUCUGACACUUUAUACCAUGGUGUCUGGUGUUUUUGAAUAUUAAGUUUUCUAGAUUGAGGUUAUCACAACUCUUGCCCUUGUCUUCCUUUUUAUUACUUCUAGAGUAAUUGCAGGUUUAACAUCUUCUAUCAUGUUAAAAACAAAGUUAUUUUUCUGAUUAAAAAAUACCUGUUUAUGUAGAAAAUACAGAUGUACAAAGAGGACAAGUCUCAAACUAUAUACCAGCUUCUGGUUAAGAAUGUGUGUACGGGAGCUAGACUUGCAAGGGUAUGUAUCCCUGCUCUGCAAUUUAUGAUUUGUAUGACUUUGGACUAGUCACUUCUGUGCCCGUUUCCUAUCUGUGAAGUUGGAAAUAUCCUACUUUAUUAGGUUAACAUCAAAUGAGUUAAGAGCUGCAAAGCCCCCAAAGUGACUGAGAAGUUUAGUAUUUUAAUAAACUUCUGGUCUUCCUCUCUGAUCUGUGUAUACAUGUGUAAAUAUACAUGUUAGUAUGCAUAUAAGCCAAAGUGAAAUAUUUUUCAAACCAGCUGCUUUUCAUAUAAUUACAUCGUGAUCAUCUUUCCUAACUUCUAAAUAACCUUCUCCAUCACCUGACAAUUGCCUAAAACCCCAUGAUGUGCUGGCGUGAAUGGAACUGAAUCCGUGUUACUGGGCAUGCAGAUUUCCAGUUUUGCACUAACAUAAUGCAUUUUAAAACAAAUUUGAGUAGUUGUUGUGCCAUGAAUGGUAUCUGGGUGACAGGAACUUCAAGCUCUUUUCAGAGCACACCUAAUCCUCCCUCCCCUAGUCUAAAUGAAAAUAAGGAUCAGGAACUACUCCCUUCGGAGCUCAGAACCUGCCUUAAUUCUGAGGCAGCACUGUGAACUUUUCAUACGUCAGCCCUAAGUGGGGAACUCACUCUGGUUCUCCCCUCUCCCUGCCUUCAAAUCUAGAAAAACCAUGUUUCCACGUUUAAUAUCUGAUGUCUCGGUUCCCAAUAAAUCACAAAUCAGAAAGUUCUGUUGUUCCAUUAUUGCUAUGUCUGAGGUGCCCCAUAAGAAGCCUGUCCAUAAAAGGGCUUAGAGGGGAAGCCCUGCUCCCUGUUUCCCAGAUCGGACUCCUAAAUCCUGUCCUUCAGGAUGGAGUGCUGCAAUCCCUUUUAUGCCAUGCUGGGCACUGUACCUCUGCUAUUUUAGUUUUAUGAGAUUCUGAUGACAUGCUUAUUUGACUUUAUUGACACAGAACCCUCCUGCUGGUCUCAAGAUUGGUAGAAACCAUUGAUUAAUCCCCUCUUAACUCCCCCCGCCCCCCGCCCCGCCAACGCCUGCACUGUUUUCCACUACUAGCAAAUCAAUAGGUCAUGUUUAAUGACACUACUCUUGCCUAGCCACUUUCAGGUGUAUUAUAUAUGCAGACUCAAGGGAUGUAUUUGUCCAUUGCGUCUGAGCUCCAAAGAGGCAAGAGUGAUGGGCAGAAGUGAUUUGGGGUCAGUAGUCAUGGAGUAUACCUCUUAAAAGGUUUACAGCUUUAAUGAGAUUUUUCUCCUACUGUCUUAGACAAGAAAUCUCCAAAUGUUGGAAACUUGGUGCUUUAAACAGUAUACGUUCUAAAGGAAUUCAACCGCAUUUCAGGACCUGUUGACUGACCAACCUCAGACACAGCCAUAUCCGAAGACAUUAAAGGAGAGGGCUUGAUGUUCCAAUUGAGGGAGCGCAUCAUCGUCUCUCAGAAAGAGUCUAAUAUGGGAUUCCUGGUCACCUCCCUUGCUCUUUUCUUCCUGGAUGAAACAAGAAGAUAAUCAGGGUGUCUGUGCACACCAGGACUCAGAAGACAAAGGGAUGGGUUCUGAUUUUGAGGACUCUGAGGACAGGGAAGGGGACCCAGAAGAAAGAGAAAUGGGCUCUAAUCCACAUGACACAAACAAGAGAGAAGGCCAUCCGGAGCCGGAGAUGGGCUCCAACCCACAGGACUCAAGGCACAGGGAAGCAGUGCCCGACAUCUGCACAGAGGGGCAGCUGAGUGAGGAAGAAGGCGUUUCUGUCCGUGGGGAAGAGGAUGACCAAUCCGGUGUAGCUGACAUGGCGAUGUUCCCAGGACUGUCUGAGUCUGACAGCAUAUCCCGGAGCCUCCGGGAGGACGACGACGAGAGUGCUGGGGAGAACCGGCUGGAGGAGGAAGAGGAGCAGCCGGCCCCUCCCGUACUUCCCUGGAGGCGACAUCUCUCCCUGGGGAGUCGGCACCGAGGUGACAAGCCCGCCCACCGCCGCUUCCACCGGCUCCACCACCCCAUGGCCGUGGACCUCGGGGAGCUGGAUAGCCUGGUGGCCAGCAUCAUGGACGCGCCCACCAUCUGCCCCGACUGCGGGGAGAGCUUCAGUCCUGGCGCCGCCUUCCUGCAGCACCAGCGCAUUCACCGCCUGGCUGAGGCCGCUGCCGCCGCCAGCCUGGAGCCCUUCGGCCUGGCGGGCGAGUGCGACGCGAUGGUGGGCAUGAUGGGGGUGGGUGUGGCGGGGGGCUUCGGGGCCGGGCCCCCGCUGGCCCGGCCCCCGCGCGAAAAGCCCUUCCGCUGCGGGGAGUGCGGCAAGGGCUUCAGCCGCAACACCUACCUGACCAACCACCUGCGCCUGCACACGGGCGAGCGGCCCAACCUGUGCGCCGACUGCGGCAAGAGCUUCAGCUGGCGCGCCGACCUGCUCAAGCACCGGCGCCUGCACACGGGCGAGAAGCCCUACCCGUGCCCCGAGUGCGGCGAGGCCUUCAGCCUCAGCUCGCAUCUGUUGAGCCACCGGCGCGCGCACGCGGCGGCCAGCGGCGCGGGGGCGGCGGCGCUGCGGCCCUUCGCCUGCGGGGAGUGCGGCAAGGGCUUCGUGCGCCGUUCGCACCUGGCCAACCACCAGCGCAUCCACACGGGCGAGAAGCCGCACGGCUGUGGCGAGUGCGGCAAGCGCUUCAGCUGGCGCUCGGACUUGGUGAAGCACCAGCGCGUGCACACGGGCGAGAAGCCCUACAUGUGCUCCGAGUGCGGCGAGACCUUCAGCGUCAGCUCGCACCUCUUCACGCACAAGCGCACGCACUCGGGUGAGCGGCCCUACGUGUGCCGCGAGUGCGGGAAGGGCUUCGGGCGUAACUCGCACCUGGUGAACCACCUGCGCGUGCACACCGGCGAGAAGCCCUUCCGCUGUGGCCAGUGCGAGAAGCGCUUCAGCGACUUCUCCACGCUCACGCAGCACCAGCGCACGCACACGGGCGAGAAGCCCUACACGUGCAUCGAGUGCGGCAAGAGCUUUAUCCAGAGCUCCCACCUGAUCCGCCACCGCCGCAUCCACACGGGCAACAAGCCGCACAAGUGUGCGGGCUGCGGCAAAGGCUUCCGCUAUAAAACGCACCUCGCGCAGCACCAGAAGCUGCACCUGUGUUAGGGGCUGGGUCCGCGGGAGGCUGCCGUCUGGGGAGCCUGUGGGGGGUAGAUAUCCUGGGACUGACCCAGGGGAAGGAAGUGGGGAAGGGGCGGGAGGGACAAUCUGAGAGUGACUGGGGAGCCUUUGGUGUUUGGGGUUUCCUGAAGUGGGAGGAGUGUUGAGUAAGUUGGUCUUUCCCGGUGCUAUACUUGCCUCCUCUCCACGGAAGAAUUGUUCAGGAGAUGCGCUUGGGGUGAUGACUUCCUUAAAUACACGCUGUAGGGGGUGAAGAGCUUGGAGGACCAGGCACUUUGAGGAAGGGCAGUUCGUGGGCUGGGGUGGGAACAGGAUGGCGGGCAAUAGACUAGGGUAGGCCGCGAUGGCCUGUAGAAGGUUGCGGGGAGAGGGUUUAAAUGAGGGUUAUGGGGCGAAAUAAAACCAAGUAUAAGUGAUUCUAUCUUGGUCCCACCAAGAGUUUGCCCGAUCUCCACACAUCACCUGUUGUCUCACAAAAAGUAGGGGAACCUUGUCAGUCACAUAGGACAGGAUAUUUAAUGUACUUUUCCUUUCUCUGAGCCACAGUUAGCUGCUAUUUUGAGGCAUCCAAGGGGAAGUGGGCUGAAAAACGCCACACUCAUUUCAAGGGGCAAUGUCUGGGGUUUAGAAAUUCAUUUAUAACUGGUUCUCUGAUGUGGGAAAUCCUGAUUCUGUCCCGGGUUCUUUGCUACUUCCUUGAAAAUACUCUAGCUUCAUGCUGGGUCAAGGUGGUUUACCUGGAUGACCCCCCUCCCCCGCCCUCGCCCAUCCCAGGUGUGUGCCACACCCAGUAUUUCUUUCAGGUCUCAACUGUGGUGUUUUAAGUGCAGGGAAAAGGAACAAUCACAGCUAUGUGUGACUUUCCUUUUCCCACCUCACCUUGAUGUAGGUGUUUCAAGUGAACUUUAGACCAACAGUUGCCCAGUGACCUGCUAAAAAGUCAACUAGCUCAGAGUUUUGCUGGCCUUUAUGUGAGAAAUCCAAGAAAGUGUUCACUUUUUUGGGAUGCGAGACUCCUUGGUCUCAUUUGCCUUCACUUUGCAUUUGUUAGUGACCUCCACUAACCCCCACUUCCAUGCAUAUUGACGAGGGAUCUAGUCUAAGUAAGAAUGUCUUUUGCCUGCGCGUGGAGGCACAGUAGAAAUCUCAAGGCUUUACCCAGAAGAGCCCAGUCAGGGAGAGGUGUAAAUGCAAAAUUGCCAAAUAGCACAAACAAUGAAUGUUUUCUGGUUGUUAUAUAGAUGCCAAAAUAGCACUUUGAUAUUUGCAAAGUGCUUUAUGCUUUUUAAUAAUUGUUAGCUGUUUCUCACAUCAUUGUGAGUUAGAUCAGUAUUAUGACCGCUGUCUUAGGGAAGGCCUGGGAACAGGAGUGUGCAGGCUGUCCUGAAGAGAGGCUGAGGACAGUGUGAAUAAUUGUAGCCUGACCUUUUGCAUUCUCCAGCUCAGCUGCUAGGAAGACUUACUUGUCAUGAUUUAUAUAAUAAAAUUAAGGACACUGAAAAUUCUUAUGCUUGAUGAAAAACUUAAGGCUAGCCUAGAAGGGCCAAACAUGUCCUUAUUGACAAAGCUGGUCUUUGUCGCCUAAUUAGGGUAUCCUAGCUAUGUUCCAUUUCUAGUAAGGGGCUGUAGUUAGAUGACUCUUGUAUAGAUUUCAGUUACUUAUGCUGAAGAUCCCUGUGCUAGGUUAGCCUUUAGAAGUUAGAGUUGUGGAAAGCAGUAUUGUUUUCUUCUCUAGUGAUUGUUACCCUACACAUUUCAUGGAAGCAUCUUCACAAAAUAUCAGACACAGUGGAAGGGGGAAAAAAAGCUACGAGAUUGUUUUUACACUUUUAGCAAAGUUUCUGUGGAUGCUAGUAAUUUAUACUUGAUCAGUUGUAUUCUAGUAAAGAACCUCUUUGGGGACUGUAGGAAAGCAUGUUUUUGUGGUUAUAAAAACACUUAAAAAUCCUGAUAAUUCUGGGCUUGUAUAAUGCCUGUUGAUCUUGCCCUCUUAAUCAGUUUAUUGUUAUUCACAAAUGCAAAUAGGUUUUCAAACUACAGACAGUUUUGAAAGACAUUAAUUCUCAUUUUCUUCUAGUCAGGAGUAAUACAAGCAAACAAGUGUCCGUUUUGAAUUCUGAUUUGUAAUCUGAAUACUAAACAUAUUAGACCCACCUGAAAAUAAUAUAGCCAAUUUCUAGGUAAUCUUACUGCUUUGUGGGUUUCUUUCCAUGUACAUCUACCUCUUCCAGCUGUUUUAAGUUUUCUCAAGUCUGUGCCUAUGAAAUCUCAUCCAACUUUUGAUUAUUCAUGGAUUGAUUAUCCGCUUUUUUUUUGCUUUUUUGCUGCCAUUGCUAUGCCUGGUCUCGUCUGCAUCAAAUAUACUACAUAUCAGCAACUUUAGAGAAUGGGUUCAACAGGGAGUGGAGAGUGAAGCUAAUGUAAAAUAGUUUAGUGGCAGUGGGAAUCUUUGGACUUCAUUUACCUCUCUCAUUAUUUCUAUUACCAUGGAUAAAAAAGUCAGCUGCUACGUUGAUAUCCCUUCUAUGAGCACAUUCUUAGCAGAAGAAAACAAUCCAACUACCAACACCCGACUCUAUUGGUGCAUUUAAAAUGUGAUUCCAUUUUUUCUUACAAUUCUUCAGGGAACUUACCUGCAUUAAGUGAGGUUAAAUGCAUUCAGGAGGUUGUUUGUUUCUUCUAUCUAGUUUUAGAAUAAUAUUUCUUCGGCAAACCCUGCUAACUGCGGUUCACCCUUGAAAACGUUAAUCUGAGGACUUUUUCCACCAACUCAUUAAUGAUGGUGGAAGCAAGUGUAUUAUUUGUUUCCUGGAGAAUUUGAUGAAGAGCAGUCUUCCUCUGCUGCCCUUUACUAAGCAAAACCUGGAGCAAUUUAAAUAGGCUAAAUGGUUUUGAUUAAAUCUUGAGCUCCGAGUUGGAAGGAGAAAAUGAGAAGUUAACCCCUUGAGCCAUGUGGUCUCUUUACAAUCAAGAGACUGUACAUAUGUGAAAAAAUACAAAUUAAGGACCUGUGUUCAUAGACAAUCUAAACUGUGUUUCUGAAGUUUGUGCACAUUUUUCUUCACUGUAAUGUUAUUUUACAGCUGUUUGUUAAAAUAGUGAAUAAUUUAAUGAUCCUAAAAGUAACAGGUUUCGUGUGAGUGUGCUUGUAUACGUGAGAUUUGCCUUAUUUUCAGGUUGUUUUAUUUAACGAUGGUUCCUUGGACAGCAUUCUGGUGUUCAGCAACCAAUAUGGAAUAUUUGUCAUUAAAUCCAUAUCAGUCUUUUACCAUGUCAUUCUUCUUUGCCACACAUUAAAUGUCACUCAGCUCUA